GUUUUGUGCUGCAGAAACGACUGAUGCAACAAAGCAGACUGGCAUUGAAGUCCCCUAAACAGAUGGCAGAUGGUCCUCAAGCCCCUAAAGGACAAGAACCUCCCUUCAAAAUGGUGACAUAUGUUUUGUGAAGAUUGGAGUAUGCUUUGGCAACUUUCUAUGAUUGUUACACCAUUGUGAAAAGAUGGACAGCAAGAAAGAAAUUGUGGACCGCUUACGUCUGGCUUUCCGUUCCGGCAUUACAAUAUCUAAGGACUUUCGUUAUGAUCAGCUUUCUAAGCUAAGGGCCAUGAUCCAUGAUAACGAGGAGGAUAUUUUGAAUAUAUUGCACAAGGAUUUUGCCAAGCCUAAAUUUGAGGCCAGUCUGUCUGAGAUUGAAAUGGUGAUUAAUGAACUAGACUACGCCAUCAUGAACCUUCAAGGAUGGAUGGAGCCAGAGUACGUCAGCACGAAUCUUGCCACAAAGUUUGAUAACUGUUUUGUACGAAGAGAACCAUUAGGAGUGGUGCUUAUCAUUGGGGCAUGGAAUUACCCCCUUCAGCUAGUUUUCUCACCCAUGGUUGCAGCCAUUGCAGCAGGAAAUUGUGUGAUCAUCAAGCCCUCUGAAGUCAGUGCUGCUGCAGCCCGGCUGAUAGCAGAGCUCAUCCCCAAAUACCUGUCACAGGACUGUUAUGCAGUUGUUAGCGGUGGAGCAGAGGAGACCAAGGCACUUCUGCAAAAUCGCUUUGACCACAUUUUCUACACAGGUUCUCAAAUUGUGGCUCGCAGCAUCUUACAGGCAGCCUCAGUUCACUUGACCCCAGUAACAUUAGAGCUGGGUGGCAAGUGUCCAUGCUUGAUUUAUGGAUCAGUGACUAUUGAAUAUGCUGCACGCCGCUUAGUAUGGGCCAAGUUCUUCAAUGCAGGACAGAGCUGUGUUGCGCCAGACUAUGUAUUGUGCUCCAAGGCCACAUACGAUGCUCUUCUUCCUGCCAUGUCUGAGAUCCUGAAAGAUUUCUAUGGCGAGGAUCCUCAGAAAUCUCCAGAUUUGUGCCGUAUUGUGUCACAGCAACACUGGACUCGUCUGACAGAACUCCUGAAGAAGUCCAACGGGACGGUUGUCAUCGGAGGUGAAAGUGACCAACAGGACAAAUACAUUGCUCCGACAGUGGUUAAUGUAGCUGAAGAUGACGCACUCAUGAAAGAGGAGAUCUUUGGCCCAAUUCUUGCUAUUCUAAUUGUCGAGUCUAUGGAAAAAGCCAUUGACAUUGUCAAUCAGAUGGAGAAGCCAUUGGCCCUCUACGUUUUCUCUAACGAAGACUUUGUCAUAAACACAGUGAUGGAGAAAACAACCAGUGGAGGAUUCUGCUCGAAUGACGGGAUUGUGCACAUGACACUACCGGGACUACCAUUUGGAGGUGUAGGGGCCAGCGGCUGGGGCUCUUACCAUGGUCGCUGGGGUUUUGAGACCUUUAGCCACAGACGAGGUUGCAUGAUGCGUGGUUGGGCUUUGGAAAAACUAAAUGGCCUACGCUACCCACCCUACAAUGAUAAUAAACUGAGCUGGCUGCGCUGGACUGCCUCAGUUAAGAGAACUUGCUUACUCAUGUGACAGCAGACGGUGGAUGUUUGUGUAAAAAAAUUUCUAUGGCAAUAUGGUGAGAUCAACAGCAAUUUUUUUUGGGGUCCAUCUAGCAACAUUAAAUUACUUUGUGUUAUUCAGUUUUCAAAUGGUGAAAAUAAUCUCUUGGACCUGUUGUUGAUUAUAUGCUUUUCUUAUGCACAGAUACUCCAUAUUUCCCUAAUCAACACUUUUUCAAUGUGUUUUUCAUUCUGUUUGUGUUUUAAGAUUUUCAAGGUCCCUAUUAUUUUUGUAAGAAUUAUUCUUAGUAUUUCUUUGUAAAGGAUCACAUUUUAGACAUCCUAAACAAAACUGCAAACUUUGCACACUCAUCCAUCCUAGUGAAAAAAUGUAAUUUUAAAGUUGUCCUAAAGGAUUAAAACAAAAUGGCUCUGCACAUAGUGUGAACAAUCAAAAACAAAUCUCAGUAUGUUUGAUUUAGACCUACGAAAACAGAAGAGUUAUACAUUUUAGAAUGCCAAAUUUUGCACAUUUACAUUUGCACCCUUGUCCCGGAGAAUUAAUCUGAUUGACUUCAAACUUGGGUUGUACUAUCUUAAAGCCUGGUACAACUGGACAAAAUGUUUUCAAAAUAUAUGAUGAAGGCAGGGUAUAAAAUUUUGUAUUGCACAUGCUUCAGAAAAUCUGAAACUUCAUAUAGUACGUUAAUGAUUUUUAAUAAAUGGCUAACUGGCAUCUCAUGCCGUAUGAUCACCUUGGAAGACCAGGAAGGAGUGGCUGGGGACAGGAAAGUUCAGGCUUCCCUAAUUAUUAAGUUGCUAUACCCACCACCCCAAACAGAUAAGCAGAAGAUGGAUGGAAAAAUACAAAAUAAGACAAAAAUGUAUUUAGCUUGGCUCCGAGGAAUACUUAAUGAUAACAUUUGUGAGCAAAAAAAAGUUCUCUGACAAUGGUCUAAAUGAUUUAGUAUGUAUGAACGUAACCUUUGGGCCAGGGCGUGACAACUAGCCAUUUGAACUUUGUUAUGCACAAGUGGCUUUUAUUUAGCAAAAACACCAAUACAAAAACUUUAUCUCAAUAUCAAAAUUGAUAAACCUACAGACAGAUAAAAAAAAAAAAAGACCUACAGACAUUAGAU
Messenger RNA from Syngnathus acus (greater pipefish), 2699 nucleotides. RefSeq names its product aldehyde dehydrogenase 3 family, member B1 (gene aldh3b1). NCBI's taxonomy places the organism in Eukaryota, Metazoa, Chordata, Actinopteri, Syngnathiformes, Syngnathidae. Gene Ontology annotation, molecular function: aldehyde dehydrogenase (NAD+) activity. The transcript has 11 exons. Gene Ontology annotation, biological process: aldehyde metabolic process. The record is from RefSeq and is a predicted model, not a curated record. Gene Ontology annotation, cellular component: cytoplasm. The coding region runs from base 185 to 1591 and encodes 468 amino acids.